This is a messenger RNA of Drosophila nasuta, 4407 nucleotides long. RefSeq names its product metastasis associated 1-like (gene MTA1-like). Gene Ontology annotation, molecular function: sequence-specific DNA binding; chromatin binding; histone deacetylase binding. The record is from RefSeq and is a predicted model, not a curated record. Gene Ontology annotation, cellular component: NuRD complex; nucleoplasm. NCBI's taxonomy places the organism in Eukaryota, Metazoa, Arthropoda, Insecta, Diptera, Drosophilidae. Gene Ontology annotation, biological process: negative regulation of transcription by RNA polymerase II.
UUUUAGAGUUGUUUCUAAGAUGGCGACGAAAAAAACGCGUCUUAUGUGAAUGCAAAUGCUGCAAUCAUAACAACUUUAAUUUUAUGCCAAUAAAUGUGCGCUAAUUUGACACAAAACUAUUGAAAAACAGUGCUGAACAAGUGCAGAUUAUUUUACAUGUGAAAUUUGGUGCGAAAGUUUUGUGAAAAUGGCCACAAAUAUGUAUCGAGUCGGAGACUACGUGUACGUGGAGACAGCGCCGAAUAGUCCCUUCCUGAUACGUCGCAUCGAGGAGUUGAAUAAAAACCAAACAGGCAAUGUGGAAGCAAAGGUCAUGUGUUUCUACCGGCGUCGUGAUCUGCCCAACCCGCUCGUACAGCUGGCGGAUAAGCACCAACUGGCAACCGCUGAGGAUUCACCGCUGGCAACUAAACUGAAGAAAACCUGGCUUCGAACACCCGUGGGAGAGGAGCAGGCGGCGCAAGCUGUGCUCGAUCCUUCAAUAGCUGCACUCGAAGAGGAACGCACCAGCCCAACGCAAGCAUCAGCCGGCGCCACUACAGGCAAUUCCAGCACCAAUAACACUAACAAUAAUAGCGUAGCAAGCGGCGGUGCUGCUGGUGGCGAUGGGGAAAAGAGCGAAGCGCUAACCAGCAAACAGCGAUACCAGAUCAAGCAUCGAGAAUUAUUUUUAUCGCGACAAGUUGAGACGAUACCCGCCACACAGAUCCGAGGGAAGUGCUCCGUCACGCUACUCAACGAGACGGAGUCAUUACAAAGUUAUCUCAAUAAAGACGAUACAUUCUUUUAUUGUUUGGUCUUCGAUCCGAAUCAAAAAACAUUGCUCGCUGACAAGGGUGAGAUACGUGUCGGCAGUCGCUAUCAGUGUGAUAUACCCGCCAAGCUAAAAGACACCGCCACAGAUGAACGCAAGCUUGAGGAGCUCGAAUCAUUGGUGUGGACGCCAGAGCACAGUUUGACCGAUCGUAAGAUCGAUCAGUUUCUCGUUGUCUCACGUUCCAUCGGCACCUUUGCCCGCGCCCUUGACUGCAGCAGUUCGGUGAAGCAACCUUCGUUGCACAUGUCUGCAGCAGCCGCCAGUCGAGACAUAACCCUGUUUCACGCUAUGGACAUUCUGCACAAGCACGAAUAUUCUAUUGAGGAGGCCAUGUCUUCACUAGUUCCUUCCACUGGGCCAGUACUCUGUCGCGAUGAAAUCGAAGAUUGGAGCGCAUCAGAAGCAAAUCUCUUUGAGGAAGCGCUCGAUAAAUAUGGCAAGGACUUCAAUGACAUACGACAAGAUUUCCUGCCAUGGAAAACGCUAAAACAGAUCAUUGAAUACUACUAUAUGUGGAAGACCACCGAUCGAUAUGUGCAGCAGAAACGCGUCAAGGCUGUCGAGGCGGAACUCAAGCUCAAACAGGUUUACAUACCCCAAUAUAAUAAUAAUGGUAAAGGCAAUGGUGCCAACGUGAAGGCGGGAAGUGGCGGUGGCCAAGGUGGUAUCUAUAAUGGCACUACCAAUGGUGGCGCAGACUUGUCCAACAAUGGCAAACCGUGUGAAUCAUGCGGGACAACAAAAUCAUCACAGUGGAACUCCUUUAGCAAUGGCCACUUGGCGUGUCGUCUUUGCCAAACAUGUUGGGACUAUUGGCGAAAGUAUGGCAGUAUGAAAUCGGCACACAAAGGCGAUGCCAACGAUGGGGAGGCUAAGAAAAAAACAGCUAUCACUGCAACACCAGCAGCAGCGUUAGCAUCGACAGGCGCCACAACCGUGGUAGAUCUUAACGAUGAUGAAAAAGUCAGUGAUCUAAGUAAUCGUCAAUUGCACAGAUGUUCUAUUGUGAACUGUGGCAAGGAGUUUAAGCUAAAGACGCACCUGGCACGUCAUUAUGCGCAAGCGCACGGCAUUGCCAUUAGCUCCGGCUCGCCACGACCAAUAAUGAAGACGCGCACUGCCUUCUACUUGCACACAAAUCCAAUGACGCGUGUAGCUCGCAUUGUUUGUCGAAGCAUUGUUAAACCGAAGAAGGCGGCGCGACAAAGUGCAUAUGCAAUCAAUGCGCUGUUGGUCAAGCAGGAAUUUACGAAUCGUAUUAGUGGCAAAUCGCAAGCGGAAAUCAAAAAGAUGCUUUUGCUCAAGCCCAAGGAUCGUGGCAGCGUCACAAAAAUUGCAAAUCGUUUGGGUGCACCUGGCAGUGGUCCUCACGAAUGGUUGGUGCUAACACCCAAGGAUAAAAUGCCGCAGCCCGUUGUUGUUUCAUUCCCAAAGCCGCCCAAAGCUCCAGACGGCAGCUUAGUCUACGAACGAGUACCCAACAAAACACCAGAUGUUGUCGCAGUGCCUGUUGCGGCUGACAACAAAGAACUAUCCAUAAUUCCAGCGCAAGCAACGUCUACGAUACGCAAGCGUGCCCACGAGGAACAACAACUUAAUGGUACCGAAGUAACCAUUGUGCCCAGCGGACCACCUGCCAAACGGCCAAACAAGGAUCCAAUGCCCUCGCACUGCCCCAGUCCGGAACAAUUUGCUGCAAUGAUGGCGGCAUCAGGACAGCCACUCUCGAGACAUCACCUUAACGGAAAACAAAAGAUCGCGCAAAUGGCACGCGGUGGCAACGGACGCAAGCAGGUCAUUAGUUGGAUGGAUGCACCGGACGAUGUUUACUUUAGAGCCACAGAUGUACACAAAAAAACACGAAAAAUACUCUCAGCUGUGGACCUGCGUCGUGCAGCGCGCAAACCAUGGCGCUCACUGCCCAUCAAGUCAAUGGCCCCUGAGCCGAGCAGCAAACCUAUUGAAUCACAAAUCGUUAUACUGGACUGACCGUCGACGGCCGAAACAUCAGCGAAAAUAAGCGCAGCAGCAGCGGCAAAGUUGCUGUCAUAUUCAGCCAACAGAUUUGAACAGCAUCAGCAGCAUCCGCCAUUUCCAUAUACAAUGGAUGCAUUGCUAAACUAGUGACUCAGAUUCUGUCUUUUAGUGGCUUGCCAUGUACAUACAAACAUAAAUAAACCCCGCAUACAUACGUACACACAUACAGAUCCACAAAACAUACUUACAUACAUACAUACAUCUAGUGUAGGCAAGAGUUACUGCAUCACUAUAUGACGUUGGUACCCCAUUUUCACUAAAACAGUAAUCCAACCACUGACAACAAGAAAAAACACUUUACUAGCGCUUAAAUAGAUGUCUUAAAAAAAACAAAUAGUAAGAUAAUAAGUGUUAAGAUCUAAAGCAAUAGUAACACACACCGCAAAACAAAUCAAAUAUUUAUUCAUAUUUUACAUAAUUUUACAAUUUUUAAAAUCUCAGUAUACCGUACACAAAAAAAUAACUACACUGCGACAUUGGACAUGUAUGAAACUCAAGGAAUAAAUUCAUUGAUUCUAUAUUAGAUUACGUGUAGGCAUUUUUAAUAAUAUCGUUCCCUGCAUUGUCCAAUUUUUAUUUUUUACGUAUAUAUGUAAAAUAUUUUAACGUCCUUUUUAAAUUUGUAAUUUCUGCAGUUCGCCUUCAGGUACCAAAAAAAAUUUAAUUUUGUUAAUCUAAUGUUUGUUGCAUGCUAGCUAAAACCAGAUACGUAAAUUUGAAAAUCAAAGGCCUCCAUAAUUUUGAAAUAUUUUUCACUCAAAAUUUGAUGAUGCAAAUAACAGAAGAAAGAUAUUUUAAAAUUGAUUUAAUGCUUUAAGUAUCAAAACAAAUGGAAAUCUAACCUUGUUAUUAAAUGUGACGUGCAAGAUUAUUUAAAAAAUUAAUUAUACGCUGUAACUAAAACAACAAAACGGGAAAAACAACCACAAAUUGUACAGUAAAUGGGAUAAAGUUUAUAACUUCGAAUACAAUUUAUUUUCAUAAUUUAUAUACAAAUUUCAAAUUAAUACUUUAAAAGCGAUACACAAUAAACAUAUGACAGACAGAGACACAUACACAAGUAUAGCAUAUUAUUUAAGCCUAUAAAUGCAUUAAUAAGGAAAUAAACCACAUAAUAUACAUUUAUUAAUGUAUUGAGCAUAAUAUAACAUAAUAAUAUAACAUUUACGAUUUGGCAAAUGACAAGUAAAACCCAAGAGUAGAUCAGCAUUGAGAACCCAAAUGAAAACAAAAGUAAAAUACAACAAAAAAUCAGCAACAAAAACAUUUAUAAAUAAUGAUUAUAAAGAAAUUCUAAUUGUAAGCCAAUCUAUGUAUUUUUAACUUUACAAUUUAAGUAAUUUUGUAAAAUAAAAAAUUCUUUAAAUUAAAAAAAUUAAGCGAGAAACACAAAAAAGGGAAAGAAACCAGCAAAUGAUGUCAGAAAAACGACCACAACAUACAAUAUGUUUGUUUAGAAAUACAAAAUCAAGAGUGUAUGCAUGCUGCAUAUAGUAAGAAGUAAACCGAAAGUCAAGCAACAGAAGCAAAUCAAACAGAGCUAUAUACAUUAU